Guyanagaster necrorhizus is the source of this 315-nucleotide messenger RNA. RefSeq lists its product as uncharacterized. The record is from RefSeq and is a predicted model, not a curated record. The coding region runs from base 1 to 315 and encodes 104 amino acids. The transcript has 3 exons. Lineage: Eukaryota; Fungi; Basidiomycota; Agaricomycetes; Agaricales; Physalacriaceae.
AUGUCUGCCCCAGAAACUACCUCCAUUGCUACUCGCUCCAACCAGGGCACCGUCGCUCCCAAGGAAGCUUUGAAACUUCGCUUGGACCUCAACCUCGAGGUUGAGAUCGCCAUCCAGGCCAAAGUCAACGGCGACAUCACUCUCUCCCUCCUUUACGUAGAUGCCAAUAUCAGUGUUGUUUUGGGGCUUCAUGUAUCGAGCCUAAGGAAGAUUUGCGAAGAACUGAACCGCGUGUUCAUAGAUGUAAGCGGGUAUUAUAUUCUUAGCCUGCUCGAAAUGACAUUAAUAAUGAACCUAUGGGGCAAAGUUCAGUAG